GGAAUGCAUGCACCUUAUCUUAGCGGACCUGAAUAUUUAUUCAACCCAGAACCUUUUGCCAAGUUUCCCGACAGCUUCCCUCCAGAGUUCUCCAUAACCCCCUCUAUGGAUGACGCUUCAUCCCAAACGUGGAGUCCCCAUGCUCUCCCGCAGUUGCCUACUACAUCAUCUUCUAACGGGAUGGGUGAAUGGGCACGCCAACGAUUGUCAUAUCGAACCAUCAUUCAACGACAUACAACCUCGCGCGCAGAACUUCGGCAAUGAUUAUCCAUCUAGUUUUGGCAUCGGAGUUGAUCUUCAUUCACCUACACCAUCGUGGCCGGCGGAGAGAAAGAGUGACUGUACAUUAUUGAUGGACGAUACGAAUGACACCUCAAGCUUCUGCGGCUGGGAUGGUGGGUUCUGCUUCUCACCUCUGACUGUCGACAAGUCUGAAGUGGCGAAACACCUCCAACUAUACCACGGUAUGAAACCUGGCGGCGAUAAAGAAAAGAUUCCAUGCCGAUGGGAGGGCUGCGGGAAGGAAAUGAAGAAGGAGAGCAUAUCGCGGCAUAUCAUUGCGGUUCAUUUGGACAACAAAACGGAAUGCGAUAGUUGUGGAAAGAAAUUUGCUCGGUUAGAUUCUAAACUGCGCCACCUAAAGAAUUCAAACCGAGAGGGGUGCAGAGAAUCCGAAUCCUAUGAUACUCGUGCCAAACGCCGUCGUCUGUCAUUGCCAUAAUUUUUCUGUCAUACAUUCUUGCAGCUUAUCAUGCACAAUACCGAAGAUUCCAGUAUCGUCGUGUGUGUAUACUCGGUUUUGUCACUUUAGUUUGAUAUUGAUCCGUGGACGUAUGUACUGCCGAACCUAUGCUUAUAUCAACUUCUAUCCCUCCAACGCACUGCCAUACAAAAGCAAGCAAAAUGACUCAAGUUGUAGGGGUCAAAUUCAGGCCUUCGAAGGUGGUUGGAUGGGACUGAAGUUUUAAUACCUUGGUCCUGCAGACGAUCAAGCAACUUAAUGGUCGACACCACAACGAAAUCCAAGGAAAA
Suillus fuscotomentosus is the source of this 1032-nucleotide messenger RNA. RefSeq lists its product as uncharacterized. The transcript has 2 exons. Bases 110 to 721 code for a protein of 203 amino acids. The record is from RefSeq and is a predicted model, not a curated record. NCBI's taxonomy places the organism in Eukaryota, Fungi, Basidiomycota, Agaricomycetes, Boletales, Suillaceae.